This is a messenger RNA of Panicum virgatum (switchgrass), 2856 nucleotides long. RefSeq names its product putative pentatricopeptide repeat-containing protein At1g09680. The record is from RefSeq and is a predicted model, not a curated record. Gene Ontology annotation, molecular function: protein binding. NCBI's taxonomy places the organism in Eukaryota, Viridiplantae, Streptophyta, Magnoliopsida, Poales, Poaceae. Bases 7 to 1815 code for a protein of 602 amino acids. The transcript is spliced from 3 exons.
AUCACAAUGCGCAAGACCCUCCGCCACCGCCCCAUCCUGCGCCGGCCGCCGGCCGCCGAAACCCCGCCGCCCGUCUCUCCCCCAUGGUACGCCGCGCCGCGGUCGACGCUCCCGCCCCCGCCUCCGCCCGCGUCCGAGGACGAUUCCCUCCUCCUCGUCGCCGCGUCCGAAGUCGCGCUCGCCCUCCCGGUCCACCCCGCGCCGCUCCUCCGCCUCCUCCCGGCCUUCACCUCCGCGCACUUCCUCUCCCUCCUCCGCCGCAACCCGCUCUCCGUCCCGCCGCUGCCGCUUCUCUCCCUUUUCCGCGUCCUCCUCGCCUCCCCUCCGGGCCUCUUCCGCCACACCCCGGCCUCCUUCCUCUCCAUGUCCCACCACCUCCACAGCCACCGUCUCCCCCACCUUGCGCUCCCCCUCCUCCGUAUGCUGGCGUCCCGCCUCGGCCACGGCUCCCCGCAGCGGCUCCUCACGCAGCUCCUCUCCACGGUCUCCCCCGAUGACCCGGCCCCUCUCGUGUGGGAGCUCGCCAGAGCAUAUGCCGAUGAGGGCCUCCUGCCUGACGCCUGCUCCCUCGUCCUCCUAGCGCUCCGCAGCGCCGUCCACGUCCCAGUCCCCGCCUGGUCUGGCAUCAUGAGCCGGCUUCCCACUGCUACCGAAGCCUACGCCUUCUACCUGCGGCUGCUCGACGCGGGUGCUCCCCCAGAGGCCAAGCUCUUCAACGUGCUAAUGCGUGAUAUGAUUAAAUCGGGUGAACUUGCCUGCGCGCGGAACGUGUUCGAUGAAAUGUUGAGGAGACGUGUGCGGCCGACGGUGGUGAGCUUCAACACCUUGAUGUCAGGAAUAUGCAAGGCGUCCGAUCUGAACGGUGCAAACGCUCUGCGAGGGCUAAUGAUGAAGGCAGGUGUCGCGCCAGAUGUGUACACCUACGGAGCUUUGAUGCAGGGGUUGUGCAGGGCUGGGAGGAUACCAGAUGCAGUGGAGAUGUUUAAGGAGAUGUGUGAGAGAGGUGUGAACCCCAACACUGUAGUGUUCACGACAUUGAUAGAUGCACAUUGCAAGGAGGGGAAUGUGGCAGCUGGGUUGGACUUGUACCGGGAGAUGGCAACAAGGGGUGUACACACGGAUUUGGUGGUAUACAAUUCGUUGGUGAAUGGCCUUUGUCGAGCUCGAGAUUUGAAGGCCGCCAAUGACAUUGUGGAGGAGAUGAGGAACACUGGUCCCAAGCCAGAUAAGGUGACUUAUACCACCCUCAUUGAUGGCUGCUGCAAGGAGGGGGAGUUGGACAUGGCUGUGGAGAUGAAGCGGGAGAUGUUGGAUGAAGGGGUUGCAUUGGACGAGGUCACUUACACUGCGCUCAUCUCAGGACUGAGCAAGGCAGGGCGUGCAGUUGAAGCAGAAAGGGUUCUAUGCGAGAUGAUGGAGGCUGGUUUGGAACCUGACAACACAACUUAUACAAUGGUGAUUGAUGCCUUCUGUAAGAAUAGUGAUGUGAAGAUAGGCUUUAAGCUGCUGAAAGAGAUGCAAAAUAAGGGUCUAAAACCAGGAGUUGUGACAUAUAAUGUGGUUAUGAAUGGGUUCUGCAGGCUUGGCCAGAUGAAGAAUGCGGACAUGCUUCUGAAUGCGAUGCUUAAUAUUGGGGUGCCCCCGGAUGAUAUAACUUACAACAUUCUUUUGGAUGGACACUGCAAGUAUGGAAAAGUUAGAGAUGCUGAAGAACUGAAGAGUGCAAAAGGAAUGGUUUCAGAUUUUGGGGCUUAUACCAAACUAAUCAAUGAAGUUCUCAAGAAGCCAACUAAGAGUUACCAUGACAAUAGAUAGUUUUGCUGGAUAGAUGCAGUUAUUUGUACUUCCCUACCUGUAACAACCUUAGGUGUUGAAGAUUGAAAAGGCAACAUUAAUAUAGUUUGCAUGCUCAGACUGAUGAAUCAUGUGAAUGUACCUUGUUGAGCACAGAUACCCCGGCUUUGAAGACUGCUGUCAGGGAGGGCAAAACAGAGGUUCUGGCAAAUCAAGGACUAAAUAUGUUUCAUGAUUCUCUGUUCAGUCAAUGCAUCUUGAUGACAUGUUUGCCAAGAUCUGAGAUGUCUUAGCGACUGGUCUACCUGGUGCAUGGCUGUGGUUGUGCCUGUUGGGUCCAAACUACUUGUACUUUGCAGUCAUGCUACAGGACAACAUAACAGAUUUGCAUCUGUUUCAAAUGUCGAAAUCAGAAUUCACAGCCAAUUCUGUCAGCUUGGGCAGAAAUGGGAUUAUUGCAAGGAGCUGAACUUGUGAUAUCAUCAUCCAUCUUGGUUUGAUGGCCCAUAUAGGCGUCUGUGGUAUUUUCAACUUGCUUGUCAUCACGGUUGAAUAUGUAGUGAAGUUUCAUGUUCAGUCUUUAUUUGACUGAAGUGACGCACAGAGCCUAGUGAGACUUUGGUUACGAAAUACUUGAGCCCUCCAACAACUAUCUAGCUUGAACAGCCUUUGCCAUCCCGUAUGCUGCGGCUGAAGCAAGCGCUCCAAUAAUAGCAGUCUGGACAGCGCUGGUGAAUGGGCGGUUCCCUGUAAAGCGACCCUUGAUGUAGCCAAAGAAAAGCAGCGCCACCAGUGUGACUCCAACAGAUGUAAGCAUGGCAUUUUGAGCCGUGGAGAUGAACAUGUAGGGCAGGAGAGGGACCAACCCACCGAUCACAUAAGAUAGUGCGAUUGUACAGGCACUCUGCAGUGCCCUUUUCGGAUCUGGUUUCUCCAAUCCCAGCUCAAACCUGAACACAUUGCUCUGGUUAGUUGAGAAAAGCAUUUACCACCAUCCGUUAAUGAUACUUCUAAGUUCUUACCAUAUUUCAUUGGGUGGUUAAUGACUAUUAACAUUUUUCA